This is a messenger RNA of Hyaloscypha bicolor E, 378 nucleotides long. Its product is annotated as ankyrin. The record is from RefSeq and is a predicted model, not a curated record. Gene Ontology annotation, molecular function: protein binding. Gene Ontology annotation, cellular component: cytoplasm; nucleus. NCBI's taxonomy places the organism in Eukaryota, Fungi, Ascomycota, Leotiomycetes, Helotiales, Hyaloscyphaceae. The transcript is spliced from 2 exons. The annotation marks the transcript as partial.
AUUGUUGAACUAUUGCUGCAAAAGGGAGCGGACAUAAAUGCACGAGGCGGCACAUAUUGCAAUGCACUGCAAAGUGCGGCAAAUUUUUCAAGUCCUGACGUGAUCGAGCUAUUGUUGGACAUUGGAGCAGAUGUUAAUGCUCAGGGCGGAUACUAUGGAAACGCUCUUCAGGCAGCUUGUUUUGGCGGAAAUCGAGAAAUCGUACAACAUCUCUUAGACAGCGGCGCAGAUAUAAAUGAAAGAGGAGGAAAUUUAUAUGGCAGCGCUUUGCAGGCAGCGGUGCUCUGUGGGUCUGAAUCAUUUGUCGAAUUUCUCCUGGACAAGGGUGCUGAUGUAAACCUUCAAGGAGGCAGUUUUGGAAAUGCACUCUGCGCAGCU